UAACCCCCUCCUCUUCUUGCCUCUGCAGACCAGGCUUUUGUGACGUUGGCUACCAAUGACAACUAUGCUCGUGGAGCCAUGGUUUUGGGAAAGUCCCUCCGUAACCACAACACAUCCAAGAAGCUGGUGGCUCUCGUCGGUCCACAGAUGUCAGAGCCUUGCAAGGCGGUUCUGAAGAGGAUCUAUGACGAGGUGAGGGAGGUGGAUGUUCUGGAUAGCGGAGACACGGCACACCUGGCCAUGAUGAAGAGGCCCGACCUGGGCGUCACCUUCACCAAACUGCACUGCUGGACCCUCACUCACUACUCCAAGUGUGUGUUCAUGGACGCAGACACACUGGUGAGGCUCACACUGAGUCUUCCUUAA
Notothenia coriiceps (black rockcod) is the source of this 366-nucleotide messenger RNA. RefSeq names its product glycogenin-1-like. The transcript is spliced from 2 exons. The record is from RefSeq and is a predicted model, not a curated record. NCBI's taxonomy places the organism in Eukaryota, Metazoa, Chordata, Actinopteri, Perciformes, Nototheniidae. Bases 79 to 366 code for a protein of 95 amino acids.